Molecule: messenger RNA, 8973 nt
Organism: Oncorhynchus keta (chum salmon)
Lineage: Eukaryota; Metazoa; Chordata; Actinopteri; Salmoniformes; Salmonidae
Product: teneurin-2-like
Exons: 30
Coding region: 296-8491 (2731 amino acids)
Biological process (GO): neuron development; signal transduction; heterophilic cell-cell adhesion
Cellular component (GO): neuron projection; membrane
Molecular function (GO): protein heterodimerization activity; protein homodimerization activity; cell adhesion molecule binding
Source: RefSeq, a predicted model, not a curated record
GUUAGGGAAGCCCAAAUCAAUAUACUGUUCUCCAACCUUAUCAACCCAUGUCUAGAAGCCCAUUUAUCGGAGUCGGUCAUAAAUACAUAUUACUUUAAUACUUUAAAGCGUAAUAUAUGCUUAUAUUUCCUCACUCGCAAAAAAAAAAACAUUCAAGACAGGACCGCGUGCUUCGGAUGGGACUAAACUUCUUCUGAGACAUAACGAUGCUGUGAAACAAAGCACACCUUUCUACAAGGUGAGCGCAUCAACCUAAGCCAAUCCCCUCAGAGCAUCUACGCCGGACGCCGUGAAGAUGGACACAAAGGAGCGGCGGCACUGCUCCCUGACCCGGGGCCGCUGCAGGAAGGACUUCCACCAUGCUAUGGCAUCCCGGGAGCCCGAGGAGUGCCGCGUGGCCACCCAGAAGUCCUACAGCUCCAGCGAGACGCUCAAGGCCUACGACCCCGACACGCGCCUGCGCUACGGGGGCUGUGUGGCAGAGCUGGUGCAUCACGAACAUGAGGAGUAUGUCCGUCAAGGGAGCUUCACACUGGCGGAGCUGGGAGUGAGUGACCAACAGGCCCAGCACCAGCACCAGACCCAGCACCAGACCCAGCAUCAGCAUCAGCACCAGACCCAGCACCUGCACCAGGCUGCCUACCACUCCUCCCACUCGGAGCUGGGCCUGUUACAGCAGGGCUACUCCCUCAGCACCGGCUCCGACGCAGACUCUGACCCAGAGGGGGUCAUGUCGCCGGAGCGUGCCGUUCAGCUGUGGGGGGGUCACGGGAUCAAGUCCCGUCGCAGCUCCGGCCUCUCCAGCAGGGAAAACUCAGCCCUCACACUCACCGACUCAGACAACGAACACAAGUCUGACGACGAGUCAGCAUACUUCGAUGAUGAAGGGGAUGAUGAGGAUGAGGAGGAUCUGUACAGUCACCACCGUUUCAGUCCUCCCAACAACCACCACAGUCAGUCUCUGCGGCCGCCACUCCCUCCUCCUCACAACCACCACCAGUCAUCGGCCAACUCCCUGAACCGCAACACCCUGGCCAGCCGCCGCGGCCAAACCCAUGCCCCCUCGACGGCCCCCGGGGAGGGCCCCUCCACACCAGAGUCAGUCCAGCUCCAGGAAAGCUGGGCGCUGAACAGCAGCGUGCCCCUGGAGACCAGGCACUUCCUGUUUAAAACCCCGUCCGGGACCACUCCCCUGUUCAGCAGCUCGUCUCCAGGGUACCCCCUGACGUCUGGGACCGUCUACUCCCCCCCACCGCGGCUGCUACCCAGAAACGCCUUCUCCAGGAGCUCCUUCAAGCUGAAUAAACCCUCCAAGUACUGCAGCUGGAAAUGUGCUGCCGUGUUGGCCAUCGCUGCUGCCGUCCUGCUGGCCGUGCUGCUCUCCUACUUCAUAGUUCUGAAUCUGCUGGGGCUCAACUGGCAGCUGAAACCGGCCGAUGGUCACCUGAUCAACAACGGACUGAGCACUGGCCUGCCGGGCAGGAGCGACGUGGCAACAGUGCCCUCCGGAGGCAGAGGACCAUGGGUGUACAGGAACAGUAGUAUAAGUACAGGUGAGCUGGAGGUAGGUCGGCGGGUGAGCCAGGACAUCCCCCCAGGAGUUUUUUGGCGCUCCUUACUACACCUCCGCCAGCCCCUGUUCCUCAAGUUCAACAUCUCCCUGGGCAAAGAUGCACUCUUUGGGGUGUACAUCCGCAAGGGUCUGCCCCCGUCCCAUGCACAGUAUGACUACAUGGAGCGUCUGGACGGGAAGGAGAAGUGGAGUGUGGUGGAGUCUCCUCGGGAGCGCCGCAGCAUCCACACGGUGGUUCUGAACGAGGCCAUCUUUGUUCAAUACCUGGAUCCUGGCACCUGGCAUCUGGCCUUCUACAACGACGGCAAGGACAAGGAGUCUGUCUCCUUCAGCACCGUGGCUCUAGAUUCAGUGCAAGAAUGCCCGCAGAAUUGCCAUGGAAACGGAGAGUGCAUGUCGGGUGUGUGCCACUGCUUUCCAGGAUUCCAUGGCAUGGAUUGUGCCAAAGCUGCCUGCCCGGUCUUGUGCAGUGGCAAUGGCCAGUAUGACAAGGGCUCGUGUAUCUGCUACAGCGGAUGGAAGGGUUCAGAGUGUGACGUCCCAGUGGGCCAGUGUAUUGACCCAGUUUGUAACGGCCGUGGCACCUGCUCCGAGGGCUCCUGCACGUGCUCUGCAGGUUACCGCGGCGACACCUGCGAGGAAGUUGACUGUCUUGACCCAGGCUGCUCUGACCAUGGUACCUGUGUGAGUGGGCAGUGCCACUGUAAGCCAGGCUGGGCCGGCCCGCUCUGUGAGCAUCCCAGGGCCCAGUGCCCAGACCAGUGCCACGGACACGGUGCCUUCAUACCCGACACAGGCAUCUGUAGCUGCGACCCAAACUGGAUGGGACCAGACUGCUCCAUGGAGGUGUGCUCGUCGGACUGUGGCGCCCACGGCCUGUGUGUUGGCGGUGUGUGUCGCUGUGAGGAGGGCUGGACAGGCACCGGGUGUGACCAGCGUGUCUGCAAUCCGCUGUGUGUGAAGCACGGGACAUGCCGGGAUGGGAAGUGUCAGUGCCAACAGGGCUGGAACGGAGAGCACUGCACCAUCGACGGGUGCCCGGGCCUCUGUAACGGGAAUGGCCAAUGCACCCUGGGACAGAACAACUGGCACUGUGAAUGCCACACUGGCUGGAGAGGACCUGGCUGCAGCGUUGCCAUGGAGAUCUCCUGUGCUGACAACAAGGACAACGAAGGAGACGGACUGACAGACUGCAUGGAUCCCGACUGCUGCACUCAGAGUCUGUGCCUGACCAAUCCACUGUGUCUGGGAGCAAGGGAUCCACUGCAGAUCAUCCAGCAAAGUCAAUCACCAUCCCUGAAAGUCCGGUCAUUCUAUGACAGGGUCAAGCUACUGGUGGGGAGGGAUGGCACCCACAUCAUCCCUGGAAACAACCCCUUCAACUCAAGCCUGGCAUCGUUGAUCAGAGGCCAGGUCCUGACCACGGACGGGACUCCCCUGGUAGGGGUUAAUGUGACAUUUGUCAAGUACCCUCACUAUGGUUACACCCUGACUCGACAGGACGGCACAUUUGACCUGGUGGCCAAUGGGGGUGCGUCUCUGACCCUGCACUUCGAGCGAGCGCCGUUCUUGAGCCAAGAGCGCACGGUGUGGCUGCCCUGGAACCGGUUCUAUGCCAUGGACACGCUGGUACUGAAGACGGAGGAGAACACCAUCCCAGCCUGUGACCUCAGUGGCUACGUCCACCCUGACCCCGUGGUGGUGGCCUCACCCCUCUCCUCCUUCUUCAGCUCCCAUCCUGCAGAGAGGCACAUCAUCCCUGAGACUCAGGUGGUUCAUGAGCAGCUAGAGAUCCCAGGUACAGGUCUGAAGCUGUGCUACCUGAGCUCUCGUGCUUCGGGGUACCACGCCCUGCUGAAGGUGACCAUGACUCAGACCCUGGUGCCCCUCUCCCUGGUCAAGGUGCACCUGAUGGUGGCCGUGGAGGGGCACCUCUUCCAGAAGUGGUUCCACGCCUCUCCUAACCUGGCCUACUCCUACAUCUGGGACAAGACGGACGCCUACAGGCAGAGGGUCUAUGGGCUGACCCAGGCUGCUGUGUCAGUGGGGUUUGAGUAUGAGACGUGUCCCAGUCUGAUCCUAUGGGAGAAGAGGACAGCGGAGCUGCAGGGUUACGAGCUGCUACCGUCCAACCUGGGGGGCUGGUCCCUGGACAAACACCACGCCCUCAACAUUGCCAGUGGGAUCCUGCAUAAGGGCAGUGGGGAGAACGUGUUUGUAUCAGAGCAGCAGCCUCCAGUCAUCAACAGCAUCAUGGGGAACGGGCGCAGGCGCAGUAUCUCUUGCCCCAGCUGCAGUGGUUUGGCUGAAGGCAACAAGCUGCUGGCCCCCGUGGCGCUGGCCUGUGGGGGGGACGGCAGCCUGUAUGUGGGAGACCUCAACUUCGUCCGCCGGGUCUACCCCACUCUGAACACCACAGCCGUGCUGGAGCUGAGAAAUAAAGACUUGAGGCAUGGGAACAACCCAACACACAAGUACUAUCUAGCGGUGGACCCGCUGUCUGGGUCGGUCUUUCUCUCGGACACCAACUCUCGACAAAUCUACCGCGUGCGCUCACUGACCGGCGGGCGGCAGUUGUUGGACAAUGCCCAGGUGGUGGCUGGGACCGGCGAGCAGUGUGUCCCCUUCGACGAGGCCCGCUGUGGGGACGGGGGCAAGGCCGCGGAGGCCACACUCAUGAGCCCUAGGGGGAUCACGGUGGAUAAGAACGGCCUAAUGUACUUUGUUGACGCCACCAUGAUCCGUAGGGUGGACCAAAAUGGCAUCAUCUCUACCGUGAUCAAGACCAAUGACCUCACAGCGGUCCGUCCACUCAGCUGUGACUCCAGCAUGGACGUCAGUCAGGUGCGUCUGGAGUGGCCCACAGACCUGGCGGUGAACCCCACAGACAACUCCCUGUACGUGCUAGAGAACAACGUGAUCCUCCGCAUCACAGAGAACCACCAGGUCAGCAUCAUCGCUGGGAGGCCCAUGCACUGCCAGGUCCCGGGCAUCGACUACUCCCUGAGCAAGCUGGCCAUCCACUCUGCCCUGGAGAGCGCCACGGCCAUCGCCAUCUCCCACACCGGUGUGCUCUACAUCGCCGAGACGGACGAGAAGAAGAUCAACCGCGUGCGGCAGGUCAGCGCCUCCGGAGAGACCUCUCUGCUGGCCGGCGCCACCUCCGAGUGCGACUGCAAGAACGACGUCAACUGCCAGUGCUUCUCUGGCGACGAGGGCUACGCCACAGACGCCGGGCUCAACGCCCCCACCUCGCUCGCUGUGUCUCCCGACGGCACGCUGUUCAUCGCUGACCUCAACAACAUCCGUGUGCGGGCAGUGCGGCGCGACAGGCCCGUGGCCACGCCAGUGGGGCUAUAUGAGGUGGGGUCACCCCGGGAGCAGGAGCUGUAUGUGUUCAGUAGAGAUGGGCUCCACAGACAGACAGUCAGUCUGAUCACCGGGGAACCUCUCUAUAACUUCACCUACGGGCCGGACAUGGAGCUGGCUGCUGUUGCUGAUAACUGUAACAACACCCUGAGGGUGAGGAGAGACGGAUCUGGCCAGCUGAGGCUGGUGCUGUUGCCUGAGAACCAGGUGGUCACCCUGGGGUUGGACCCUGCCGGUGGCCUGCGCUCCGUAUCUGCCCUCAACCAGGAGGUGGCGGUGAUGAGCUAUGCUGCGAACACGGGCCUGCUGGCCUCCAAGGCUGAUGAGACUGGAUGGACCAACUUUUAUGAGUAUGACAGUGAGGGGCGUCUGACUAACGUCACCUACCCCACGGGAGUGGUGACCAGCCUGCACCGGGAGAUAGACCAGUCAAUCAACAUCGACAUGGAGAGCUCCAACAGGGAUGAUGAUGUCACCGUCAUCACCAACCUGUCCUCUGCGGAGGCGUCCUACACUGUGGUGCAAGACCAAGUACGGAACAACUACCAGUUCUGUUACAAUGGUACUCUAAGAGUAUCGUAUGCCAAUGGUAUGGGCCUCAGCUUCCACACAGAGCCCCAUAUUCUAGCCGGCUCAGUCAGCCCUACCAUUGGUCAGCGCAACAUCAGUCUGCCCACUGACAGCGGGCUGAACUCUAUCGAGUGGAGGAUGAGGAAGGAACUCAUCAAGAGCAAAGUGACCGUCUAUGGCAGGAAGCUGAGAGCCCAUGGCAGGAACCUCCUCUCCAUUGAUUUUGACCGCAACACUCGCACAGAGAAGAUCUAUGACGACCACCGUAAGUUCACGCUGAGGAUCAUGUAUGACCAGCAGGGCCGUCCAGCCACCUGGCUUCCCAGCAGCAGCCUGGCUGUGGUCAACGUGUCCUACUCCCCCACUGGACGCCUAGUGGGCCUGCAGAGAGGCAGCAUGAGCCAGAGGAGCGAGUUUGACACCUUCGGACGCAUCCUCUCACGCACCUUUGUGGAUGGCAAGGUGUGGAGCUUCAGCUAUCUGGACAGGUCCAUGGUGCUGCACCUCCAGCAGAGUCAGAGGCAGUAUGUGUUUGAGUUUGACACCUCGGGGCGUAUCAUCUCCGUCACCAUGCCCAGCAUGGCCAGACACACCAUGUCCACCCACGUGUCCAUCGGCUACAUCCGCAACAUCUACAACCCUCCCGAGAGCAACGCCACAGUCAUCCACGACUUCAGCGAAGACGGGCGACCCCGCGCCACCUUUUACCUAGGCACGGGUCGACGCGUCAUCUAUAAGUAUGGCAAGCUGGCCAAGCUGUCUGAGGUUCUGUACGACGGCACAGCUGUGACGUUUGGCUACGACGAGACAGCCGGAGUGUUGAAGAUGGUUAACCUGCAGAGUGGGGGAUUCUCCUGCACCAUCCGCUACCGUAAAGUUGGCCCCCUAGUGGACAAACAGAUGUACCGCUUCUCUGAGGAGGGCAUGGUUAACGCCCGUUUUGAUUACACCUACCACGACAACAGCUUCCGUGUGGCCAGCAUCAAGCCUGUGAUCGGCGAGACGCCCCUGCCCGUGGACCUCUACCGCUACGAUGAGAUCUCAGGCAAGGUGGAGCACUUUGGCAAGUUUGGCAUUAUCUACUAUGACGUCAACCAGAUAAUCACAACGGCAGUGAUGACCCUCAGCAAGCACUUUGACGCCCACGGCCGCAUCAAAGAGGUGCAAUACGAGAUCUUCCGCUCGCUCAUGUACUGGAUGACGGUACAGUAUGACAGCAUGGGCCGGGUCAUCAAGAGAGAGCUUAAGAUCGGGCCAUACGCUAACACGACACAGUACCGCUAUGAAUAUGACGGUGACGGCCAGCUUGUCGGGGUCAAAGUCAACGACUGGUCCACCUGGCGUUACAGCUACGACCUGAACGGCAACUUGCACCUGCUGAACCCUGGGAACAGCGCGCGCCUGCUACCGCUGCGCUACGACCUGCGCGACCGCAUCACCCGCCUGGGCGACAUGCAGUACCGCGUGGAUGAGGACGGCGUCCUGAGCCAGCGCGGCGCUGACGUCUUCCUCUACAACUCCAACGGGCUGCUGGAGCAGGCGUACAGCCGUACGCCCAGGGGGUGGAACGUACGUUACCGCUAUGAUGGCCUGGGCCGCCGCAUCUCCAGGAAGACCAAUGAGGGAGAGCACCUGCAGUUCUUCUACGCAGAUCUCAACUACCCCGGCAGGAUAACCCACGUGUACAACCACUCUGGAGGGGAGAUCACCUCUUUCUACUACGACCUGCAGGGCCAUCUGUUUGCCAUGGAGGUGACCGGCGGGGAGGAGUAUUACAUCGCCUCGGACAACACGGGCACGCCGCUCGCCGUGUUCAGCAGCAACGGACAGAUGGUCAAGCAGCUCCAGUACACUGCCUACGGGGAGGUGUACCACGACUCCAACCCUGACUUCAACAUGGCGGUGGGCUUCCACGGAGGGCUCUACGACCCCCUCACUAAGCUGGUGCACUUUGGCCAGAGAGACUACGAUGUGCUGGCAGGCAGAUGGACUGCUCCAGACCAUAAACUCCUACCUAAGAUUGGCAAGGAGCCAUCCCCGUUCAAUCUGUACAUGUUCAAGAACAACAACCCACUCAGUGACAUGAUAGACGUCAAGAGCUAUGUGACAGAUGUGAAGAGCUGGCUGGUGAUGUUCGGUUUCCAGCUCAGUAACAUCAUACCAGGCUUCCCCAGACACCCCAUGUAUUUUGUUGAGCCGCCUUAUGAACUACUAGCAAGCCAGGACUGUGAGACUGCUCAGCUGAUCACAGGGGUGCAGCAUGCAGCGGAGCGCUAUAACCAGGCCUUCAUGGCCCUGGAGGGGAGGUUGCUCAACAAGGAGCACCGGACCAACCGGGACAAGCCUGGGUACUGGUUCGGCACCAAGAUCCCCAUCGUGGGCCGGGGCAUGAUGUUAGCCAUCAAGGAGGGCCAUGUGGUGACGGGAGUGUCCGGCCUGGCCAGCGAGGACAGCCGUAAGGUUGCCCAAGUCCUGAACAACGCCAUCUAUCUGGAGGGAACCCACUACACCGUAGACGGGAAGGACUGCCACUUCUUUGUGAAGCUGGGCCUGGCUGACAGUGACCUGCUGUCUCUAGGACUGAGCAGUGGGAGGAAAGCCCUGGAGAAUGGCGUCAACGUGACCGUAAGCGGCCGCUCUCGUCGGGGCGUCACCGUGGAGAUCCACACGGUAGCGUUGUCCCUGAGUGUACGUUACGGCCUGGCGGCUGACGUGCUGGAGAAGGAACGGGGUCGCCUGCUGGAGCAGGCCCACCAGAGGGCCCUGUCGGGGGCCUGGAUAAGGGAGCAGCAGUGUCUGAGAGAAAGCAGAGAGGGUGGGAGGCUGUGGGCAGAGGGAGAGAGGCAGCAGCUCCUAGCAGCAGGGAAGGUGCCAGGUUACGAUGGGUACUAUGUGCUGCCUGUGGAGCAGUACCCAGAACUGGCAGACAGCAGCAGCAACAUCCAGUUCCUCAGACAGAAGGAGAUGGGCAAGAGGUAACAGAGUACAAUACAACACAGCCCCUCUGACACUUAAUCUCCUAGGGAGAGUAAACAUGGGGUUUCCCUGGCAGUGCUGCAGGGGCAUCUGAGAGGACACAAUCUCACAAAACAGAUGUCUUGCUGAAGGCAAAAACAACGCCUGAAUGAGUUCAGACUAUGAAUUAAAAAAGCACCCUUAACUACUGAUGAUAUGAACUGUACAGACUUUUUUUAUGUGGAAAAAAAUGGAAAAUAUUUUUCACUCUUUUUUGAGGGAUUGGUAUUGAUGCCAGUGAGGUUAACUGCUAUUCCAACAGCUUAUCAGACGUAUCCGACCCAACGCAGACAAUGACAACACAGUCGAGGCUUUUAUUUCUAAUGGCUAAACAACUCUUGAACUGUCUCAGGCCACCAUCUGAAGAACAUAGAGCCAUCACUUGCCAACAUCAUCAUAACCAUGAGCAAUGUUUAAGGACGCUCAAUUGUUCUUCAUUCAGAGUA